GGACCUGGUACCCGCCAUCGAUUUUUCGUGGAAGGUGCCCAGAAAGGACGGUGAUGGACUGCGGGGCCACUACCCCCCGACCGCAGCAGCCAGCACGGGGGAGCUGAGAUGGAUCCAUCGGGAAAGGGUUGUUGCUUCGCUCUGGCUUUGGUUGUCGGAGCCGAGGCCGGGCUAGAAAAAGCGAGCGGAAGCCAUCAAGGUGGAGGAGAGGAAGCGAGGAAGAAGAAGAAGAAGAAGGGCCGAAGGGCUGGGGCGAAGCAGCCAUUAGGAAAGUGCUGAUGCAGAGGUUCCCUCGUGUCUACGGGCAGAGUUGGAGGAGUUGCUGUUCACGGACAAAGGCAGCAGGAGGGAGUGGAGCUUUGUAGAAGCCGGAGCCUGUCUCACUGGGUGUCUGUGUUUCAUUCCCUGUCAAAAGCCUGGGAGCUGGGGGAAAAAAGCAGGGAAGCGGCGAGGCUGCAGCGCUCGCUCAGGAUCAGAUAGCAAGGAAACCAAUAGCGGCGAGAAAAAAAAAAAAAAAAAAAAGAAAACCAACCCACAUCAACCAACCAACCCACCCACCCUCCACGCUGAGGCUGGAACAGGCAGGUCCCUGCCAACUCCACAGCACGCAGCAAGCAGGGAAGAAGUCCACCCUCCCCGGGCAGGAGCGGAGUUGAGCCCGAAGGAUAUUUGAUGACACUUCGACAACGAUGGGUCCCCCAGUAUCUUCCAGAGCCCAUUUGAGGGUGAAGGCUCUGAAAGCACAGAGGGAGUUUGAAGCUAAAUUCACCUGAGUCUGGAUCUCUUGGUUGCUGGGAUUUAUCUAUUUUUCUUAUUUUCUUCAGGGAGAAACCAAACCAAGAAAAAAAGCGUGGUUUUUUUUUUAAUCUCUCUCCUUUUUUUUUUUUUUAAUUUUUUUUUUUUCUUUUGGAAGAAGAUAUAUUUUUUUUUUCCCCUGUGGUUGGAAUGGAGGGGUUGGGUCUGUGCCUAAGAAGCAGCAGCCGAACGUCGGUCCUGGGAGAAACCCGAGUGGAUGUGGGGUCCCCUGCCAGCUAACUCUCCAGGACCCGCAGCCCCACGGCCGGGGGGCCUGGAUGCAGUGAGAGAGCCUCUCACAGGAUCAGCGUGGUGACGUGGCAGCCAAGACGAGGAAUUUUGGGACUUCUCUUCCACCGCAACAGAAUCUGGGGGGUGGGCAGGGGUGGGUCAGGGGGACACUGGGAAUCGCAGGACCCUUCACCUUCACUGUGGGCUUGGCUCAGGGAUGACCACAGGCAGAGUCAACCCUUACAGCAUCGUGUCCUCCGAGGAAGACGGGCUGAGGUUGACCACCAUGCCAGGUAUCAACGGCUUUGGUAACGGGAAAAUCCACACCAGGAGGAAAUGCAGAAACAGGUUUGUAAAGAAGAAUGGUCAGUGCAACGUGGAGUUCACCAACAUGGAUGACAAACCACAGAGGUACAUUGCAGACAUGUUCACCACGUGCGUUGACAUCCGCUGGAGGUAUAUGCUCUUGCUCUUUUCCCUGGCGUUUCUGGUGUCCUGGUUAUUGUUUGGGCUGAUUUUCUGGUUAAUUGCACUCAUUCAUGGAGACCUAGAAAACCCAGGUGGAGACGAUACCUUCAAGCCUUGCGUUCUGCAGGUCAAUGGCUUUGUGGCUGCUUUUCUGUUCUCCAUUGAGACCCAAACGACUAUUGGUUACGGCUUCCGCUGCGUGACGGAGGAGUGUCCGCUCGCGGUCUUCAUGGUGGUGGUUCAGUCCAUCGUGGGCUGUAUAAUUGACUCUUUCAUGAUUGGUGCAAUAAUGGCAAAAAUGGCCAGGCCCAAAAAAAGGGCCCAGACAUUACUUUUCAGCCAUAAUGCAGUAGUGGCAAUGAGAGAUGGAAAACUCUGCCUGAUGUGGAGAGUUGGGAACCUCCGUAAAAGCCACAUAGUAGAAGCCCACGUACGAGCUCAGCUAAUUAAGCCCAGGAUCACAGAGGAAGGGGAAUACAUACCCCUCGACCAAAUAGACAUCGACGUGGGGUUUGAUAAAGGCUUGGACCGUAUUUUCUUGGUGUCCCCCAUCACCAUUCUCCAUGAGAUCAACGAAGACAGCCCCUUGUUUGGGAUCAGCCGCCAGGACUUGGAGACAGAUGACUUUGAGAUCGUCGUCAUCCUGGAAGGCAUGGUAGAAGCCACAGCCAUGACGACGCAAGCUCGGAGCUCCUACCUGGCCAGUGAGAUCCUCUGGGGCCACCGCUUCGAGCCUGUCCUAUUUGAGGAGAAAAACCAGUACAAAGUAGACUAUUCCCACUUCCACAAAACCUAUGAGGUCCCGUCCACGCCGCGUUGCAGCGCCAAGGACUUGGUGGAGAACAAAUUCCUGCUGCCCAGCACCAACUCCUUCUGCUACGAGAACGAGCUGGCCUUCAUGAGCCGCGACGAGGAAGAGGAAGACGAUGACAGCCGGGGUUUGGAGGACAUCAGCCCUGACAACAGGCACGAGUUCGACAGGCUUCAAGCCACAAUAGCGUUGGAUCAACGGUCGUACAGGAGGGAGUCGGAAAUAUGACUCUUGGUCCUUCCGCUGACUUUUCCAAGGGUAUUUUUUUUCCUUCCUCUAAUCUCUUCCCCUAAAACCCGCUCAAAAUUAUGCAGAACAAUGCAAGUGCCAUAGGAAUGCUUGAGAAAUUAGUCUCGUUCAUAGUUUUCAGUUUCAUCGCAAUAACCACUGAGCGGUCUGCAGGAGGGGACGGUGGCAGCCCACGGCGCGUGUCCCGCGCCCGGCGCCCGCGGCGGGGCCGGCGGCUGCGGGGGGGAUGGACAGACGGACGGAUGGAUGGACAGAUGAAGAGAGGAGGUUCCGUGGGGCGCGAGCAGGCGCUGGCCCCACACGGCCCCGCGGGGCUUUGCUCCCCCCCGCGGGGGAAAACGCCAGCCUUGUCUUGGAGCCGAGCACUGCGAGAUCCAAAAAAGAGGAAAUAUCAGGAAACGAAUCUUACUCUCUCUUUCUCUUUCUAGUUUUUUUUUUUUUUCCUUUUAUUUUUUAACUGAGCAGCAACAACAAAAAAAAUUGCUCCUUCGGUAGGCGGUCUGGUUCAGUUGCACAAGAACAACACUUGAAAUAACAUGCAACGUUAACUUACUUCUUUUUAAUUUGGGGAAAAAACGGGGGAGGGAGGUGAGAGGGUUUUUAAUUUUUUCACCGAACCGUUUGGGAGACUGUUUACCAAAAUAAUAAUAAUAAUUAUUAUUAUAAUUAUAACAAUAAUAAUAAUAAUAAUAUUAAAUCUGAAAGAAGUCAUUCAGUAUUUUUUAAAAAUGAACAAGGGAAUGAAGAAGCCACUGGGGUCCUUUGAGGGGGUGACUUGCUGGGCAGAUGCAAGAGCUAGAAGUCAAGACUGCACCCAAUUUUGAGGUGUUUGUUUUCCACUGGCAUGGCUUCAUAGGCAGAAAACAGAUGUAAGUGACUGGAGGUCUGUGGGAGUGAAAGCAAGUAGAGGAAUUACUGGCAAAGGAGGUAAUAAGGAUAAGAAGGACUGUGAUAGAAAAAAGCAUUGUAAACACAGUAAUUAGCCAAUAUCUGGAAAUACUGAUUUUCAGGGUGGAAAUGGGGUCUGGAACAUCAGCUGCUGAGUGUUGGGUCUCCCCCAAAAUCUCUGAUGGGGAAUUCAUAAAUUCCAUCACGACUGGGACAAAAUAAUGAGAAGCACAAAAAGGAGAGUGGAAAGCUGUCCAAAUUGGGUAUUUUCCCACCUUUCCAACCAAUUUGGUACUUUUCUUCCCUGAAGAAUAUUUUUAAACAUGGAAACCAAUGUGAAAGUCAUGCUGUAGGGUUGCACUUCUUCUAACACAGGAGCCACCUCUGUGCCGGGGCUGGGAUUUAUGAAUUCCCUAUUCACCAGAAGGUCCUGCUUCAGAGGCAGAUGUUUUUCCCCAAACAAGAGAUGCCAGUCGAGAAAAUCACCCAGUCUUGAGCUUCAACCCACCCCUGUGUCCCAGCCUCAAGGUGGAUUGUGCCUUAGAGAUGCGAACUCAUCCCGCACCCCAGCCCUCCUCCACAGCACCCCUUUUGCACCCCCCCACUGGGGCACGUUUCCUUUGCUCUGCAGCACCCACAUCCCCUCAUCUGCCGUGUUUUAGGCUGGCCUUGGUGACAAGCUGGUUUAGCUUUUGCUCCAGCACAGGGCAAACCAGCCCAUGCAUGGGAAGCCUUCGCUCCUGCCCUGCUCCCCAUUGUUGCACAGAGGGAAGGAGUCGGGAAGAUGCAGGUUGUGGGUCCCUUCAUCCAUCCGUGCUGCUCAUUGGUGCUCUGGGAGCCGAAAUCCAGCUCCCUGCUCCCUGUGGCCAUGGGAAAAGCUUUGUAGCCGUGGGCAUCCCACAUCCAACCCUGGGCAUGGAGCCCUGGCAGCACCCAUGCUUGGGGAGAAGGGCUCGAGAGCGGGGUCCCCUGCCGUGUUUGGGCUGUGACGGGCUCCCGGUGCUUUCCUCCCCCCAGCCCACGUCAGUGAAGCCAUGUCCUGGAGCCGUAACUUGCUGUGGUGUGUCCAAACACGGGUGGCAGAGGCAGGAUUUGUUCUGUGUCCCCAUCCCCAUCUCCUUGCCAAGGGCUCUAGGGAUGGCAUACCCCAGCGUGUCCCCCUGCCCUGUGCCACCGAGCACCCUGUUGGGCACCGGGACUUCAUCCCUGCGGAGAUUCUUCCCACCAGUGUCCAUCACUGUCACCCCACGCUGCCAACCAAGGGGCUGCAUCAUUUUUGGCUGCCCCUAAAAACUGGCCACUGGGAGAAAACAUCCCCAGGGGCAGCGCCAGGAGGCAGCUUUUUCAGCACUGAGUGCCCUAGAUGGGUUGUCCCCAAAAGUGGGGACACGUAGGGAUGUGCCACUGAGCUCCAGCCAUGGCAUUUAUGUUUCUGAGGCAGCGAAGGUGGAUGCCAUCCCAUCACCAGUCCCUUUGCUCCCAGGGGGGAGGGGUUUGCCCCUCACUUUUUGCACCAUAGCAUCUGGGGGGGUUGGGAAGGAUGCGGGGGGGGGGGACAGAGAGAUUUUGUGUGAGUACUACUUAUUUAUUUUUUUAAAAAAAUGCUUUUAAGUGGUUUUAGGUUCUUUUGAAUAAAUAAUAAUUAUUACAAAAAAAAAACAAAACAAAAAAAGGUGCACAUCUUGCUGCUGUAGAGUUCUCAGAGGGUUAAUUUCUUUAUAUAUAUAUAUAUAUCACAGUAAAUAUUUGUAUAAAAACAAAAGAGAAAUAGAGAUGUCUUUAAGUAAAUUAUUGCUUUUAAAGAAACUUCUAUGAUUGUACAGUGUUACCUGGGAGAAUAGAAUAAUAUAUACAGAUGUAUUUUUAAACUGCUGUGUAGGAGGAUGUGAACUGGGAUGGGGAGUGCCCGAGGCUGAAAGGGUGAGGGGGUUUUGGACCCUCCCCAGACCCUGUUCACUCACUCCCUGCCCCAAACCCUGCUAGUGAGGGUCUAGCUCUGGUGAGACGUCGUAAAUAUACUGUAUAGUCCUUGUCCUGGCCAUGGACCACGCUGGUACAUAGUGUAUUAAUAUUAUUUUUGCCUACCUGUGAGUGCUCUGAGCUACUGGUCUUUUUUCCUACCAUCAGGGAGCAUCAGGAAGGCUGCCCAGCCAUAGUUUCAAUCCCAUAAAUUGUCAAAGAAAGUGGUAAAAAAGAAAAACAAGGUGAAGGAAGCACUUCCCUUCCCUGGAGGGGUUGGGAAGGCACAGGGCUGCUCUCGGUGUGGGGUUUUGGUGUUGGUCACAGCACGGAUGAGCAGCAUCCCUGUGGGAAGGGGUUUGGAGUCCAGCGAGGGGAAAUGUCCCCCCCAAAACAGCCGCCUGCCAUUUCCUUCAGCGAACCGGCUCCAUCCUUGGAGUUAACUCCAGCAUUACACUUGAUCCUUGGAGGAUGGCAGGAGGCCGAGAAAGGAGAGAGCCGCUAAUCCUCCUGGCCAGCCUCCCGUAGGGUUUGCCCUCGGCCAGGGCUCGGGGCAGCUCUGGCAGCAGCAGCCACCCUGGUUGGGGACCAGGGGCUGGACCCGCUGCUGCUCCCACUUGGCUUCACCCCACAGAGAUGCACCAGUGAGAGCAGGAAGCCGCAGUCCUGCACCCCAAAUCCACCUCUGGAAAGAGCAUCCUGUGCCCUGCCAGGCACAGGGUCCCCACUGGGCCGGGCAGGGGGUGCCUGGGGCUGGGGGCUGUCGGGACAAGCCUUAGCUUCUCACAACCCAGUUUAGUGCACUUAGUCUUUUCAGGCUGGGACAAUCACUUAGCGCUCAACCUUCCGCGAUUCGGUGCCUGCUUGACCUUCAAACCUUUUGUAGGAGAUGAUUUCAGAGCCACCUUUUCUAUCUUUAAUAAGGCAGAACAAAUACGUUUAUUUUUAAACCCUCCUGCUCUUUCCUUUCCUCUCGUGCUGACAACCAAAAGAAUCCCCUCUGUGUGUUUCCCCCUCUCAUUUCUUGCACACUGCAAUGAGUGUGUGACAGCUGGGUGUGGCACUCCGGCCCCAUCCCGCUCUCACCCCCCCCCAGUUCAGGAAUGCUGCCACGGGGGGUUGGCACAGGGCAGGAUCCGGAUGCGUUAUGAGCAGGGGUGGGAUGUGGGAUGGUGCCCAACCCAGUGCUGCCCAUCACCUUGUCCACCAGCUGUGCACAGCUGUCCUGCUGCCCUCUCCCAGGGUGCCCAUCUUUCCUCCAUCCCCCCCAAACACACCCCAGUGCUCCUCCAGGCUUGGUCCCACGUGGUCUGGGGGCCGGGACCUGGAAUUAGUUCACACAGGCAGGUUGGCAGCUGGGAGCACUGGUUUCCCAGGGGUAAAACACUGAGUCUGUUCGCUGGGGUGAUGGUGGUAGAGAAGCCGAGGGAUGCAAUGAAGUAUCUGUACCUUUUCCACCUUUGGUGUUUCUCUGUCUCAUUGCACAUAUAUUUGAGAUAUAUGUGACAAUGUAUAUAUAUAUUUGUAAAAUGUAUUUCAGAUGACAAAACUGGCUAAUUUUAUGUUAUUUUAAAUAUAUUAUAUAUAUUAUAUAUAAGAGUCUCCAAAAGAUAUAAAUAGACUAGAGAAAAUAAUAUAAAUAUGUAAUAAAUGUAUUUUGAUCUAUUUAAAA
Pseudopipra pipra is the source of this 7073-nucleotide messenger RNA. RefSeq names its product potassium inwardly rectifying channel subfamily J member 12 (gene KCNJ12). Bases 1244 to 2533 code for a protein of 429 amino acids. Gene Ontology annotation, molecular function: inward rectifier potassium channel activity. Gene Ontology annotation, biological process: regulation of monoatomic ion transmembrane transport; potassium ion import across plasma membrane. The transcript is spliced from 2 exons. The record is from RefSeq and is a predicted model, not a curated record. NCBI's taxonomy places the organism in Eukaryota, Metazoa, Chordata, Aves, Passeriformes, Pipridae. Gene Ontology annotation, cellular component: plasma membrane.